Messenger RNA from Chaetomium fimeti, 366 nucleotides. RefSeq names its product cytochrome b5-like heme/steroid binding domain-containing protein. The coding region runs from base 1 to 366 and encodes 121 amino acids. Lineage: Eukaryota; Fungi; Ascomycota; Sordariomycetes; Sordariales; Chaetomiaceae. Gene Ontology annotation, cellular component: endomembrane system; endoplasmic reticulum; membrane. The transcript is spliced from 4 exons. The record is from RefSeq and is a predicted model, not a curated record.
AUGGCCGGCAAGUUCGAACCCAAGGUUCCUGUCCAGCUAGACCCUCCCAAGGACGACCUCAUUUCUCUCGAGGACUUGGCCAAGGCGAGCGGCGAGGAAGGGCAGAAGUGCUACGUCGCCAUCAAGGGCAUCGUCUACGACGUAACAGGCAACAAGGCCUACCAGCCAGGCGGCGCAUACCACGUAUUCGCCGGCAAGGACGCCUCGCGCGCCCUCGGCAAGACGUCGACCAAGGCCGAGGACGUCAGCUCCGAGUGGCAGGACCUGCCCGACAAGGAGAAGGGCACGCUGAACGACUGGGUCACCUUCUUCUCGAAGCGGUACAACGUGGUUGGCAAGGUGGAAGGGGCGACGAACUUUGAGUAA